AUGUACACACAGACACAUGUACGUACAUACAUGCACACACACAGACACAUGUACACACACACAGACACAUACACACACACAUACAUGUACAUGCAUAUACAGACACAUGUACAGAUACACACAUGUACAACACACAGACACGCACACACACCUAUAAAAAGUUGCAGUACUUCGUUGUUCACUCACAGAGCCGGUUACUGCACUCUAGGGGGAGGCAGAGAGCACAGCACACACUCCUUCCUUUGCUUUCACUGCGCUCAGCAAUUGAGCAGUCUGACGGCUCCCAGUGCCCAUGACAGAUCCAGCCUGAGCUCCGAGCCUGCUCAGCAAGAUGGCCUUGGGGGGCACACUCUCCCCCACCAUAAUUUCCACUCACCAUUGGCGAGCAGGCGAGUGGAAAUUUCAAGGCCUGCCCUA
Messenger RNA from Staurois parvus, 417 nucleotides. The record is from the annotation of a GenBank genome assembly. Lineage: Eukaryota; Metazoa; Chordata; Amphibia; Anura; Ranidae.